UGAUGUUGAUGUUGAUGAAAACAACCAAUAAUAACAACAACAACAACAAUCCAGAGGGCGCUGCUGUUGUGUAAUUCAAGUUGGCGCCAGUACGAAAAAUUCCCAGCGAAAACAAUGCUACAUUUUCUACAUUUCCUUCCAUCAAAUUAGCUGAAUCAUUUAUGGGAAAAAAUGGAAGAGGAUAUAGACCCGUUUUUGGAUGAUGAAGAUUCCAAUGGAGUUGGCACACAGGAGGUUCAGAGUUGUAGUGUAGAUGCCGAGAAUAGAUUCAGAGAGAACCAAACCAGCCCCAUUCUUAGCUGCUCAAGUUCUGGUGUUAAUUCCAGUCAAGCUGGACGCCGCAAAGGUAGAAUACGAAGAUCUGGAUCAACCUUCCAAAAAGACCACUUGUCCAUACCUCUUGAUCCUUCUGUAGAGAGUUGGAAAGUGCCGCCAUGUACACCAGUUGAAAGUCUGUUGCUUUCUCAAGACUUUCAGUCUGACUUUGUUGCACCAAAAACACCAGUACCUGUUUGCAUACCUUUUAAGAGCAUCUCUCCUUUCAAUGAUGCUCAAUCAGAUGAUGACAUUUUUGCUUCGCCAACCUGCGAUGAGCAAGGAAUUAACCCCAGUGCUCUAAAUGCGCUAUUUAAUGGGCCUGAACACUCAGAUUUAUCUUGGUCCAUGGUAACGCCUUCAGCAAACCAAGCAAGCAACACUUCGUGGUCCAAUCUAAAUACUGAGGAACGCAAGGUUUUAUUACCUAGUGAUGAUUUCAUUGUCAAACCCCGAGCAUUGUUUUUACCUGACGCGAAUGAUACUGCAGAUUCAUGGAAUAUGAGCUCGGAUGCAGAAGGCUUUGUUGCCUUGAAAGGACAGAUGGCUAGUGAAACACCCAAUUACAGGAGAAGAAAAAAUUCUCUGGUAUCUUCUGUGCCUGUAGAGAGUCCUCUUGCAACAAGUAUUGCUGCUGAGGACAGCUGUUACGCCACUCCUGACCACAAACCUCGAAAAAUCUGCCUGGAAGAAGUAGCAGGAUCACCCAUUCUCUCAGGCAGUAGUGAAUUUUCCAAAUCUUCACGGGAUGAGAAAGAGGAAGAAGAUUUAUUCGAGAACGAAGAGGAAUGUCUCGUUGACAUGUUGCCUGCUGGCAAAGCGCAGGAUUCUAAAAUUGCUGAAUCAACCCCACAUGCAGGACACAAGAAAGAGACGCAUGCUGAUGAACUUAAUAAUUUAGUGACUCCUCAUAAACAUGACCUCAAUAAUGGUGAAUCGUUUCUUCAAGAUAUUUCUGUCACUGCAUUAGAAAAAGUAUGUCAAGCCCAGGAGCUGAUUGACCAGGCUCCUCCCUCCACUCCUGAAAAACAGUCUGAGACCAAAAGAAAACGUCUUUUAUUUUCAUCGAACUUAAGUGAUACAAAUCAUUGUACAGGAACAUUUAAGAUUCCAGAAGCUAAACUCAAAGAAAAGGAUCAAAGCUCUAACCAGGAGAAGGACAAUGAUAAUGGUCAUUGUAUCCCAGAUGACUCAUUCAUGGAACAUUUGGCUGCAAUGAACACCUCAAUAUUUUCAGAUAAUUUACAGCCUAUCACAAAAGUGCAGUCAAUCAAAACAUCAGUCUCUAAAAUGAAAAAGUUUUGUUAUUCUGCUGACCAAAAUGUUGGACAUAAAAUAGUUGAAGCUUUGAAUACAAGUGAACCCAAGACACUAAUGAAGGAAAUCCUGAACUCAGUCAUUGUACUUGAGACUACUGCUGCAGUGACAGUCAAAUCUAAAUCUGUGAAGGCAAGUGGAGAUCUAGUAGUAUUCUCUCAACUGCAAGAGGAAAUAAGCAAAGAUCUUCAGGAAGGCUCCAUUGGAAUUGAGGGAAAUGAGUCCUCCGUACCUGCAUUGGAAGAAAAUGGACCCCCAUCAGUCAUGACUUCAAUACUUUCACCUUGCCAAGGGUUUCAGACAGGAAGUGGAAAGCAGGUCGAACUGUCUGAGGAAGCCCUCUCUAAAGGAUUAAGUCUAUUAAAGGAUUGCAUGGAGGCUGUGGACACCAGACCAACAGAUAAGAUCAAUGCUCCUAAAACAUCACCCAUCACUUCAAAUGUCCCUGAAGCUAGUAAAGCGCAAUCUACUGAGACCAAUCUUAGUGAUGAUGUGGCUGCAGAAGAAAUCAAACAGCUCUUACAGUUAGUCAGUGAUGGAGAAGACUUUAACCCAUGGCAUGAUACAGAGACCAUAUCCUCUCCAAAGUCCUCAAAGAAGGAUAGCCUCAUCUGUCCUACAAGUUCCAAGAAGUCUCAGAACAGCCCAAUACAAGAGAGAGAAGGAUUUUCAACUGCUGGUGGCAAAAACAUUUAUGUGUCAGAUGAAAACCUUGCCCGGGCUGAGAAGUUGCUAUUAGCACCUGAAUCAGCCUCUACCAGCUCUGAUGAAAAUUUGAUGUCCAACAAAAAUCCAGUGGGUGAAAAGUGCAAUGAGCAUUUUGAUAAAAGUGAAGGCCAAUGCGAACAAAAUGAGGAGAUACAUAGGAUCCAAAGUACUAAUGAUGUUUCCAUUAGUAGAAAGAGGCGUUUUGAGAAAGUUCCUAACAUAGGCAGUUUCAUUGUUCCCAUGAAGAAAUCCUGUCUGGGCAUUGCUGACUCUCCUUCCUCUUCUAAUCAGAACACAAACAAUUUACUACCCAGCAAUAAGUUUCAAGAAGAUUUUCCCUGUGUGAGUGAGGCUAAGACUGAAACUAUUGAUAAACCAUUAGUGAAUAUAUCCCAAGAAGCAAUGAAUGUUGUGAAUAACUUGAUAUUCAAUUCUUCUAAACCAAAAGAUCCUCCCUUCAUGAAUAGAUCUGAAAUGGGAUUUUCUACAGCAUCUGGGGGGACAAUAAAUGUUUCUAAAAAUGCUCUGGAUAAGGUGAAGAACCUGUUUGAUAAUCUUCCUGCUGACUUUGAGACAGAAUCUUGUAAAAAAAGUUCAGUGGAAUUUUCUACAAAUGGUUUAAAAAGUUCUCUUGCCAACAAAGAUAUAAAAAUUAGUUUUCCUAGCAAAACUGAUUCAACUGUACCACACAAUGAUGUAAACCAGCCAGAAAAUGUUUCUGGCCAUACUGUGGAGGAAUUGACAACAGCUUAUGGUUUUUCAACAGCUUCUGGGAAAAAGGUUGAUGUAACAGAAAAGGCUAUGGAGCAGGCAAAGAAUCUGUUUGACGAUUUAUCAGAGGCUGAUUCAAAACUAGAAUUAAGAACCUGUGCGCCUAAACAACGUAGAUCCCUUGGAAGUUUUAGCAAGCCCAGUGCUCAAUCAACAAAUAAGGCCCAAACACCUGUUGCUGCUGCAGGUAGUAAAUCAGCCUCAUCUUCCCAUGAAGAGCUGAGUAAAGUGAAAAAUAUGUAUGAUGCCAUUCCAAGGAAUCCUACAGGAUUACAGUCAAAAGCAGGUGUGCGCAAAGUACGAAGAUCUCUGGGAAGUGUUAGCAAGCAUGGAGUAAUACCAACAAGUAAGGCCCAAACACCUGUUCUUCCCAAUAUGGACAUAGAGACAGAAAAUGGAGGUUUCUCAAAAGCAAGUGGAAAAGCAGUGUCAGAAGAGGCAAUGAAAACAGUAAAAAAUAUUUUUGAAGAUAUUUCAAAUGAAUUGAUCCCUGUCCUUCCUUCCGCGUCUUCAAGCAAUAAUGUCAUGGUCAAGAGGUCAUCGAUUGAUUUGGUAGGUUUCUCAACAGCGGGAGGGAAGACUCUCCGGGUUUCAGAAGAAGCUUUGAAUAAAGCCAGAAAUUUGUUUGAUGACCUGCCCUCUGAGUCCUCAAGCAAUGACCCAAAACCUAGUACUGCUAGUGACUCCCCUGUAGACAUGCCAGGUUUCUAUACAGCCGGAGGAAGUGCAGUCCAGAUAUCUAAGGAAGCUUUAACUAAAGCAAGGACCUUGUUUGAUGAUCUGCCUUCUGAACCUUCAAGCAGAGGCGCAAAAUCUAAAACUGCUAAGAAUCCAUGUGUUGCAAUGACAGGUUUCUCUACGGCCGGAGGAAGUGCGGUCCAGAUAUCUGAGGAGGCUUUAAAUAAAGCUAAGACCUUGUUUGAUGAUCUGCCUGCUGAGCCUUCAAGCAGAGGCGCAAAAUCUAAUAUUGCCAAGACUCCAUCUGUUGAAAUGACAGGUUUCUCCACAGCAGGAGGAAGUGCAGUCCAGAUAUCGAAGGAGGCUUUAAAUAGAGCAAAGAACUUAUUUGAUGACGUACCCUCUGAGUCUUUAGUUACUGAUGCAAAUGCCAGUGUUACUAAAAGGUCAUCUGCUGAUAUGGCUGGUUUUUCAACAGCAGGAGGACGAGCAGUUCAGGUAUCAAGUGAGGCCUUAAAUAGAGCAAGAAAUUUAUUUGAUGACCUUCCAUCUGAGUCUUUAGCCAUUGAUGCAAAAUCCCAUGCUUCUGAAAAGCCAAUGGUUAAAAUGGCAGGGUUUUCAACAGCAGGAGGAAAGGCAGUUCAAAUAUCUGAAGAAGCUUUAAAUAAAGCAAAGAACUUCUUUGAUGACCUGCCUUCUGAGUCUUCAAGUGAUGAUGCAAAACUAAGUACCACUAAGAAGUCAUCUGUUGACAUGGCAGGUUUCUCUACAGCAGGAGGAAGUGCAAUCCAAAUAUCUAAGGCGGCUCUAAAUAAAGCAAGGAACUUAUUUGAUGACCUACCAUCUGAGCCUCCCAACAGUGAUGUAAAAUCGAGCACUGCCAAGAAGCUAUCAGUUGAUAUGGCAGGGUUUUCAACAGCAGGAGGACAGGCAGUUCAGAUAUCAAAAGAGGCCCUAAAUAGAGCAAGAAAUUUGUUCGAUGACCUGCCUUCUGAGUCUUUUGAAACCAGUGCAAAAUCCAGUUCUGCUAAAAAGCCAGUGGCAGGUAGUUCAACCUCAGGAGAAAGUGCUAAUAAGGAAAACAAUUUCCUCCACUCUUCUAUUUCAAAAAACAACCCAGUUUACCAUGAAAUGCAAAAACCCAGUCUUACCCAGGAAAUAACUGAAAGCACCGCUGCUAUUUUGGCUGAUGACGGCUUUGAUUUGACUCGGUGUGUUGAUGUAUCUGAAUUUUCCAGGCCCUCAAUAAGCACAAGUCCUUCAAUGGUAACUGACCGUUCAAGUGGUUUGAAACCUAUUGUUUCCUCAGUUCCUGAAAAUAAACGCAAUGCAAGUGAACCAUCAAGUCCCAUUUUAAGUAGGAGUAAUAAUGGAUCCCGUAAAAGAUGUCGAAGAGGCAGACUUAGCCUCUCCACUAACACCAGCUCAAGAACAUCACCAACCUGGGAAAUCUGUGCAUCGUCACAGGAUCAUCAUAGAACUCGUUUAUCUCUUCCAUCCACAGUCUCUUCAAGUAGCUUAGCAUCACUGUGUCCUACUCCUGAUGCUGUUGUUGAAAGUUCAAAAGUUUUAGAUAGGUCCAGUUUUAACAAUGCAACUGGCGAGGCAAAUACAAAUGACAUCAAAUUAAGUUCCAAAUUGCCACCAUCUCGCAAAUUGUUUUCUUCUGAGUCUGAUCUGUCUCCAGCCAAACUCAACACCCCCAAUGCUAAGAUCAAUUCUAAUGUGCCAUCUCAUAUUGAAUGUAAUGAGUCUUCUAGUGUAACACCUGAUCAAAGAUCUACUCCUCUUUCAAGACCAUCUCAUCAAAAUCCAUUGAUAAGGAAAGCCUUGACAAAGAGUCUUACCACCCAAUCAUCGGGAUUCAAGACUCCCUAUAAAAAUGACAGCAAAGAGCAAACAAAACGAUCUCCAUCCAGCCCAUUGCAGAACCCUCCAGAGGCAAAGCGAAUGAAGCCAUCAACAAAUCUUUAUAUUUCCCAUGUGUUCUUGUCUACACCUGGACAAGAAAAAUCAAAUCCCAGAGACCUGCGACCAGAAGUUGCUGAAAUGCGAAGACGAGCUGCAGAGGAGCAGAAGCAGGUUGUAGACAAUUAUGCCGAGCACAAAGGUGAACUUCUCCGACCUUGUAUAGGAGGCUGGUUGUCUCGGAAAAUUAAUGAGAAAUCCUGCAGGAAGUUAAUGAAAAUGUCUGCAAUGGGAACCCCUGCUAGUUGUUCUCACAGUGAGUUAUUGUCAGCUGGAGUCAGGUCUUCAUCAAUAUAUAUCACACCUGCCAAUGCUGCAAGUUUUCGUUUUUCCGCAUGGGAGUAUUACAGUGAAGAUGUGUGCCGAGAAAAUGUAGCUGGCAUUCCUGUCGGAGAUGGAGCCCUUCUUGUACUUGAUGCUCAAGGUUUCAUGGGUUUAGAGGAAUUCCAACGGGCUUUCCUUGCCAGUCCGGGAGUCGAUCCUUCUUUAGUGCCAUCUGGAUGGUUUAAGAACCAUUAUCGUUGGCUUGUUUGGAAGUUGGCAUCUUUAGAGUGUCACUUUCCUGACCAACUUGGACGACAGUGCUUUUCUCCUGAUGUUCUGAUGCUGCAGUUAAAAUAUCGCUAUGAUAGAGAGAUUGACCGCUGUGAAAGGCCUGCUCUGCGACGUAUUUUUGAGCAUGAUGACUCUGCAGCUAAGCGUAUGGUGUUGUGUGUUUCUCAAAUAUUGAACAGGGAUGAUGCAUCUUCCGGGCUAGAAUUAGAGCUUACAGAUGGAUGGUAUAGUGUUAUAGCAUCAGUUGAUCAGGAUAUGCAGUACAGAGUGAAGAAAGGUACAAUUAAAAUUGGUACCAAGCUCAUAAUGCACAAUGCAGAACUUAUGAACUGCUCCGAAGGAUGUUUUCCUCUCCAGGUACGAGAUGAUGUUAGACUGAAACUAUGUAGUAAUUCUACAAGACGGGCUCGUUGGUAUGCCAAGUUGGGCUUUCAACAUAAUCCAGGUCCAAUCAAUGUGCCUUUAGGUUCUAUUCUCAGCUCAGGUGGUCUAGUGAGCUGUGUUACAGUUUAUGUUGCUAGAGUUUAUCCUCUUGUCUUUAUGGAGAAAACAGCAGAGAAAACUGUUGUGAGGUCCCAGCGUGCUGAAUCAAAAGAAGUGGCUAAAUGUGAUAAGAAACGAGAGCAGUUGGCAGAUAAAGUUUACAGCCAGGUGCAAGCUGAACUGCAGCAAGAGCAGACUAAACAGAAAUGUUCUGCUAAGAAAUUUGCAUUGAAACAUGUUGCAACCCUCACAUCUGGUGAAGACUUGUCUGAUAUUUUAGAAAAUGCAUCCGACCCUCUUAGUGUUCAGAGUCUAUUAACAGAGGAGCAAAAGCAAAUUCUAUCUAACUACCAAAGGGCCAGGCAAGAUGAAUUGCGUGGCGAGUUGGAGUCACGAGUCCGUUCACGGCUAUCUGACGAUGCCAACCAAGAGAGACAAGUUACUCCCAUUUUAAAGGUGCGUCUUUUUGAUGAAGUCAAUGGCAAUCAAAGUGGUGCUAUUCUUUCUGUCUGGAGGCCCUCUGAAGAUAUGACUUCAAUGUUUAAAGAAGGACAUAAAUUGUCUAUUUUUAGUGCUGUUGCAAAUGGUGUGAGGUGUGGAGAGUUGCAGCUAUCUGCAAACAGAUCAACUCGCUAUAAUUUUGAUAACACUGCAGAAAUCAAUUCCAAUCUAAUUCGAUGUGUGACUCCUUUUACAUCAUUGUCAUUACAUGGCUUUGUACCCCGCUUUGGAGAAGUUGAUAUUGUUGGUAUUGUCAUCAGAAUCAGUCCUGCCCCUCAAACUGCAGAAAACCCUUCCCAUUUUCAAACAGCUUAUCUCAGUGACAGUCACCAGAAUAUUGUUGGAAUUAUGUUUUGGGGGGGUAUGAAGGAAUUUGGAAUGGACGAUCUGAUAGUGUGUCGUUCAUUUAUUGCUGCUUCCAAUUUGCAACGCAGAGGAAACCCUUUUGUGAAAGCUGUCCCUUGUGUGUAUGCAAGUGAACUGUCUUUUUUCACAACAAAUCCUAAACAGCAAUAUUUGAAAACUGCUCAACAAGAAUUGCGUUGCUCUGUGUCAGCUGAUUUGAAAACUUUCUGCCAAGAGUGUGAAGAUAAACUUGAUGACUUACUUUCUCGAAAGAUGUCUCCUGCAGCUGGCUCUAAAACUCCUGACUCGAAAUCAUCAGUCUCAAAAUUAGUUGAAAGAAAUGGUGUCAAAGUAAAUGCACCAAAUGAAAACUCUUCCUUAGUAUCUGUUCAAGGCCAGCGCAAGUUAUCAAUGGAAGAACAGCUAAAAAGUCCGUCUGCUAGCAAUAUCCUUUCACCAGCUGUUGAAAGAAGGUUGGCCAGUCUUGAGAGAUAUGGAGAUUCUGUUCCAAUAUCACCUAUAUUCAUUAAUCAACCUCGGCGGUCCUUGCGUCAAGACUUCAAAGCACCUCGUCGAACUGACAGUCCUUCUGUUGAGUGUAAAAGAGAUUGAUCUUCCUUUAAUCAAGCUAACUAUUUUUAUCUUCAUAAUCAUUUUUAAAAGUUGUAUUUGACUGAUUUGCAAAGAUGCAAGAAUCUAACUUUCAGAUGCUGUCUUUUAAUGCUGUUAAUUGUACAAUCAAUCGGUUUGGUUUGCUUGAUGAGUUUACUGUGAUACUUGUGGUCAGGUAUGUCUAUAGUUUAUUCUGUUUUUUGGGAAGCUUGUUGCCUUGUUCUUUUACCACAUUGUGAUGUGUCUAAAACUCACCAAGCAAGCUAAAAGAAUUAAUGUUAUAUCUAUUGAUUGUUUGUUUGUGAGUGGGAGUUGAAAUAUUUAUAAAAAUUAAAUUCAUCAUUUAAUAUAAA
Molecule: messenger RNA, 8606 nt
Organism: Thrips palmi
Lineage: Eukaryota; Metazoa; Arthropoda; Insecta; Thysanoptera; Thripidae
Product: breast cancer type 2 susceptibility protein homolog
Biological process (GO): regulation of DNA-templated transcription; double-strand break repair via homologous recombination
Cellular component (GO): nucleus
Source: RefSeq, a predicted model, not a curated record